AUGUACUACACGCUGGUUUUCCUCGCUGUACUGCUGGCGCCUUUCAUGGCCGGAGCUGCCCCCACACCGACCCGCCCUGGGUUGGGAUAUGCCGCCGUUCGGCCGACCACGACGCACAGGGCGAAGCCAAGCGUCGUGACGCCUCCCCCCUGCGUCGCGAUGGACCCGCCGCCGAGCGAGGAGGAGACGCGAGCACGGUUCGACGAAUUCGCUAACGCGUUCCUGGUGACGAGGAACCUGACCAACGCGUUCGAGUACGUGUCCUCGGUCUACAUAAACCACAAUCCGUUUGCGGAGGACGGCCCCAACGCUGCUCUCGACUUCCUGGACACAAUGUGGAAUACCACCAAGAUCGCUCCUAUCCGCACUGCCUUUAAAGGCGAUCAGGGGUGGUUGAACUACAUCGCUGCCGGCAUGGGGGAGAUCGUCGAUAGGUUCAGGUGGGAGGCUGGCUGUAUCGUGGAGCAUUGGGACCAAGAAGAGAUAUUUCCCGAAGAAGCGUUGGCUCACUACCCUCCCCAUGCUUAG
This is a messenger RNA of Durotheca rogersii, 528 nucleotides long. RefSeq lists its product as uncharacterized. Bases 1 to 528 code for a protein of 175 amino acids. The record is from RefSeq and is a predicted model, not a curated record. Lineage: Eukaryota; Fungi; Ascomycota; Sordariomycetes; Xylariales; Xylariaceae. The transcript has 3 exons.